Nothobranchius furzeri (turquoise killifish) is the source of this 4587-nucleotide messenger RNA. RefSeq names its product zinc finger protein GLIS2. The record is from RefSeq and is a predicted model, not a curated record. NCBI's taxonomy places the organism in Eukaryota, Metazoa, Chordata, Actinopteri, Cyprinodontiformes, Nothobranchiidae. Gene Ontology annotation, cellular component: nucleus. Gene Ontology annotation, molecular function: RNA polymerase II cis-regulatory region sequence-specific DNA binding; DNA-binding transcription factor activity, RNA polymerase II-specific. Gene Ontology annotation, biological process: regulation of transcription by RNA polymerase II.
AGUUGACCAGCGUCGCAACUGGGCGAUGCGUCUCCGUCAGAGCCUCCGCAUUUGGAAGGAAAACCCCCUCAGUGUGUCCUCCAGCUCGCGAGACAGCUACUGUCUCUGAUCCUCGGUUUUUGUUUUUGACAAGGUUUUCGAUGCUCUAUUUGAAAACCGACUAAUUAUUUCUAAACAAACUUUGAACGAUUCCCCAAGGAGGGUUUGACGGUUUUUUAAUUCAAUUCUGCAGACAGUAGAGGCAGCAACUCACUGAUUUUGGGAUGUCUCAGCUAGACCAACUCGCUUGAUUUGGGUAAAAUUUGAGCUGAAGGCUUUGACAGCAUCUUCUGGUAGACUACAGAAGAGAAGGAGGCGUCAUAAAGGACCACAGGCUCUACAAAGGAAAUAAAAGGCAGCCACUAUGCUUUCGCUGGACGAGCCAUUGGACUUGAAGCUUCCCUCUGGACAAACUCGAGGCUCUGUAAUUUUGGGAAAGAGGACUAUUUCUGCCUCCUUGUAUGCCCCUCUGAACUCUUCACGACAGAGGCUGCAGUGCACAACCUUUCCAUCCCCUCCCUCAUCACCAGAUUCCCAGUCUUCUCAGGAACGACCCGGGUCCUGCUUCACUCCUCCAGCCAUGGACCUCAGCCUAUCUCCACCCUCCCUCCAUGCCCCUUCCCUCUCCCCAUCUUCAUCCUUGCCCUCUUCUCCUUGUCCUUCUUCACCCCUGGAGUCCAGCAGCAGCCCUCAACCACACCUCCUUUCUCGGGAAGCGGCUCAUCUUCGCAGCCUUGAAAGUGGAGCUUCUCAGCAGAGUUAUCCAUUUUAUCUUCCCACCCAAAGCCUCCAGCAGGGCUACAGCUUCCCUUCUUCCACCUUCAACAGUCAGCACAGAGACAAACCCCUGUCUCCUGAGCCCUCACCAGACAGUCAGCUGAUCUGCCGAUGGAAGAAGUGUCACCUGCUGUUCGACUCGCUGCAGGAUUUGGUGGAUCACAUCAACAAUUUCCACGUAAAGCCGGAAAAAGACUCAGGCUACUGCUGCCAGUGGGAGGGCUGUGCUCGAAAUGGGAGGGGCUUCAAUGCCAGGUACAAAAUGUUGAUUCACAUCCGCACGCACACAAACGAGAAGCCACACCACUGUCCCACCUGCAACAAGAGUUUUUCACGUCUGGAGAACCUGAAGAUUCACACCCGCUCACACACAGGUGAGAAACCCUACAUCUGUCCGUACGAAGGCUGUAGCAAACGCUACUCCAACUCCAGCGACCGCUUCAAGCACACCCGCACUCACUAUGUGGACAAGCCUUACUGCUGCAAGAUGGCCGGCUGUUUGAAACGCUACACAGAUCCCAGCUCACUACGUAAGCACAUCAAGGCCCAUGGGCACUUUGUAGCCCAGGAGCAAGGCACUACCAACAGGACGGGAAUGGGGCUGGGCUUCACUGGGCACAGGAGUCCUUCUGAGCUGCCCUCUGUAGGGGGGGCUCAUGUUAUCAUCCCUGGAGCUGCUGCAGCUCUACUCGGAGGCCUUAGGACCUCCUUGCCGCUCUCUGCUCUCUGCCAUUCCACAGCACUGGGUCACAACGGGGUACCCCUCUUCUCACUGGGGGGAGGAGGAGGCUGCAGCUUUGGGCCACUCAGCCUUUCAGAGUCCACUCUGUUACAUUUUGGACUCUCAGCUGCAACAGUGCUGGGGCUGGGGGCUGGGGGCGGGUUUGAACAAGUACUGAGGAAAGAGCCUGAGGAUAAGGAAGAAGAGGAGGAGGGCAAGGUUCUGAACCUGUCUGCAGGGGCGGGCGCCAGGCAACGAGAUCCUUUGCCAUUUGUGGUUGUUCCGUCAAAGUCAUUCUUCCUCAAACCUGCUGUUGUCAGUUAAAAUGUGCAGUCUGCAGUGCAUGGGACCUGAAAGAGGUGAAAAAAAAAUACCAUAAGCUUCAGAUCCAUGAAAAGCAUUCCAGUUGUUUCAGCCCCUUGACAGUGUGUUCACUUCUAUUAUGGCUUACUGUGCUAGUAAAACAAUUUUGAACACUCUUCAUGAAGUUAAAGUAGUCAACAAAUUAUGACUUUUAGCUCCAAGCUAGAGCUUAGCAGAGCCUAAAUCAUUGUGUCAAACUCCAAAAAUGACACCAAAUAUCUUCUUAAAGGUGUGGAACACUGAAAAACAAUGUUUAAAAUCUAAUUUCUUAUUUGAAUGGGUCACUCUGAGUUUUUCAUGCAGGCUGAACAUAAAAAUAGUCUCCUACACCUAUCUCCUGCAUUAGCUUCUGAUAGAAAAUAGACGGUGAUACUCUAGAAUUAGAAAAGCCUGACAGAUCUACACCACACUGUCACUUAACAUUCAUGAACUCACCCUCUUGACUCACGACGGGGGAAGGGUGUUGAUAGUUUAGUGUCCAGGAAACAGCAGAGAACAUCUCAGCUAGUAGAAGCUUACCAUUAGCAUUAGCAACUCCACCACACAGCGGAACUCCUUCAAACUUGUGUUUUUUUACGGAGAUAAAACAUCUGCGUCAAUCCAAGUCAGUGUUAGAGUCAUGUUACUGUUAUCCAAUCCGGGGAGAGGUGACCAAAUAUCAGGAAAUAAGACUACAAAUGCUGUUGUCUGAAGCUACUUUCUCCCCCAGGUGACAUUCUCAAAAGCUCUGUUGAGAUGUGGCUCACUUUUAGUUCCUGGAAAUGGUGCACUGGUGUUUUUUGCCCCCCGAGAACAACUUACAAGAAAUGUAUUCUCACUAACGACCAGUGGCGCCCCAGAAAAGUUUCAUUGGGGUGACCAUGAGGCCAGAGAAAACUUUGGGGUGGCACACCAAACUGAUCCUCUUGGUAAAUCUGGGAAAGUUUAGCCUGUAGUAAUUCAAUAAACGCUCCUUUAUUCAUUUUCAAUAAAAAACAUUAAUAUGACCUAAUAAAGAACACUGAUUGUCCCUGGGUGUGGACAGUAGGGUGGCCUUUCUAGGGGUGGCCAAGGCCACACCUGUCCAUCACUUGGGCGCCAUUGCUAGCGACCACUGCAAAUGUAUCAAUUAAAUGAGUGUUCCACACCUUUAAAAUACACAAUUUACAGAAAAUUUGUGUUUAACAUUAAAUGACUUUUUCUAAUGUCCCUUUCCUGUUGUACAAUGUGAUUUCUAACAUGUAACAAGGGAUUUGAUUUUAUUUUUACACCCAUUGUCAAGUUUAUGCACUCAGUAGGCUUAAAUGUUACACUACCCUGCUCCCUAAAAUGGCUAGAGUGAAAACUAAGUAGGUAUUUAUAAUUUAUACUAUUCAAAAAUGUAUUUUUGCACAUUUUUAUGAAUUUACAAUUUGAAAUUCAGAUUCUCGUCUCACAGAUGAUCAUGCCUUGCAAAGAAGUCCUUUGUGCAUUUCACAAAUUCUUUCUGACAACAACUGCCUUGUGUGAGGGAUUCACCUGAGAACAGUCCUCACCUGUCUGGUUUCCAGUUUCACAGCAAACUAAUUAGCCCCCUGAGAAAAGAGCCUUAACGACUCACAUGGUGAUUCAUGAGUCACUUAUCGACCAGCUGAACUGCAGUCAUAGUUCAGGUCACAGCUGCUUUUUUUGUUUGUUUUAGCCUACAGGUAAUCCUUUGUUACAUUUUUAUUAUUUGCAAAUCCAUAAAGUACGUUUAGGUUUAGGAUCGACACAAAGCUUAUGGUGUGACUUUUAGUUUCACGAUUCUGCGAAAAAAUGGCUGACGCAACUGAAUGUAGGUUUAAGGCUAAUUAUUGUUUGCUGCGUGUAUUAGCUUAGCUGUUUCUACAUUAAUCACAGAGAGACAAUGAUCUAAGUGGGAUCUGCAUUUAUUUUAACGUGACGUGAAAGCAAAACGUCAUUCAAGCAAUAAGUUAGACAAAGGUGUGUGUAAAUACACAUUUGCUUUAAUGUUAAGAAAAGGAAAGGCACAUAGAAAAUCUAGACUCUCAAAAUGUUAAAGACAUGUAUUAGUUUUUGUUAACCACAGCAUCAUCUGCAUGUAACUGCAUGUUUGAAACUGUAUUGAUGUUUUGUUCCUGAUGGUAAAAGUUAGUUAGGUUUUCUGUCAAAUGUGCAAUUUCUAUUUGUUUGUGUAUUGUCAAUAAUAGUCAGAGAUUUGAAGCACAAAUAAAAGUAAAAUGUUGCCAAAGACCCAGGAGGAUUAAAGCUCCUGUUCUGGAAUAAUGAUGAAAUAUUUGACAAUGACCACAUGUGGUCAGUUUUCAUGUUGGCUUGCUUGUAUUCUUGUUUGCACAUUGAUUUAUUCUAAUUAGCAUCAUCCAAGCUGUUUAAGUGCCUUGUGUCUCAGAUGAAAUAUACCACACAGAAAUAUAUAUUUACCUGGGUGAAAAAAAAGUUUAAAUGUACAGUUUUCAAUUCAUAACUUGACAAUAGAUGUUUGGACAUCGGCGCUUAUUGCAACGUUUCAUAAACUUCACCAGUGUUGAUGAUUUGUCUUUGAAAACCAUGCAACCAUAAUAAAUUCCUUUGUAAAAUAUAAAUAUAUAUAUUUCUAUCAUGUUUUUGUAUUUGACAUGCUUAUUUGUGAUUUGUGUUUCAUAAUUUGUGACCUUUAUUUGUUAUUCAGCUUUUAAAAUAAUAAUAAAGCAAAUAAUUUGCAAGAA